AUGGACCUACCAGGUUAUCACCUACAGCAGCACCAGCCUCUUGUUCACCACCCUGGUAACUAUCAAGAGGAUUUGAUCAAUUUGGAGGGAUCAUCAACAUCUCAGGAGCAAAAGACAGAGGCAGAGAGUAGACUGGACUCAGAGGACAACUGUCCUGUCUGUGGAGACAAAGUGUCAGGAUACCACUAUGGACUUCUUACCUGUGAGAGCUGCAAGGGCUUCUUUAAACGUUCAGUGCAAAACAACAAACAUUACACCUGUGCAGAGCAACAGAGGUGCCCCAUGAACCUUUCUCAGAGAAAACGUUGCCCAUUCUGCCGCUUCCAGAAGUGUUUAGCUGUGGGUAUGAAGAAAGAAGCGGUCAGAGCAGAUCGUAUGAGAGGAGGCAGGAACAAAUUUGGGCCCCUCUACCGCCGGGACAGACAAAUGAAACAGCAAAAGGUGUAUCACCAGUCAAACACUGAUCCCUACAGGAUUAAGGUAGAAACAGGACAAAUACAUGGUCCCCACGCUCUAAAUGACCUCCAGGUGGUAACCAGCUGCAUCAGUCAUCCAUUAACUUCUGAAGCUGUUAAUCAACCCCACAUGUAUACUUCUUGCAUGGGGCAGUCAAGUGAACCCAUGUCUCUGGACUGCACUGUGAACACAAACAGAGGUCUUACUCCUCCAUCCCUGCCUUACCCUGGACUGUACCACUGCACUUUCCCUGGACACCCUGAGGAGAAGUUGGAAGUGCCUUUUGGCUACAGCCCAGUUCCUGUAAACUAUACAGUGGAUUCAACCCCAAACAGCUCAUUCACACCAAGAAGUACACUAGAAUCAUCGCCCUCUUCAACAAAAAGCUUAACCACUCCUGUAUCCCAGGCUCCCACUCAAACACCAACCAACCCUCUAUCAUCAGCGCUUACACCUAACUUCUUAAGCCAACUGCUGGAAGGGGAACAGGAUGAGAGCCAGCUGAAUGCCAAAGUUCUGGCCAGUCUUCAGAGAGAACAGGCCAACCGAGGCAAGCACGACCGUCUGAAUACAUUCAGCAUUAUGUGCAAAAUGGCUGACCAGACUCUGUUUUGCCUAGUGGAGUGGGCCAGAAACAGUUCCCUCUUUAAGGAGCUGAUGGUGGAAGACCAAAUGGUGCUGUUGCAGAGCUGUUGGAGUGAGCUGCUGGUACUAGAUCACUUAUGUAGACAAGUGACGUAUGGCAAAGAAGGCUGCAUAUAUCUGGUCACAGGACAACAGAUUGAGGUGUCAACCAUCAUUUCCCAGGCAGGAGUGACACUGAGUAGCCUGGUAUCAAGGACCCAAGACCUAGUAUCCAAACUUAAGGCACUCCACUUGGACAGACACGAGUUUGUCUGUCUCAAAUACCUGGUGCUAUUUAACCCCGAUGUGAAGUCAGUGCAUAACCGCAGGCAGGUAGAGCAAACUCAAGAGCGAGUCAACAGGGCGCUGAUGGAGUACACUCAGCAAAAUCAUCCAGGACAUUGUGACAAGUUUGGCCAGUUGCUUCUUCGGCUGCCUGAAGUUCGCAGCAUUAGCUUGCAAAUUGAGGACUAUUUGUACCAGCGCCAUCUUCAAGGAGAUUUGCCCUGUAACUCUCUACUUACAGAGAUGCUGCACACCAAGCACAGCUGA
Molecule: messenger RNA, 1632 nt
Organism: Pundamilia nyererei
Lineage: Eukaryota; Metazoa; Chordata; Actinopteri; Cichliformes; Cichlidae
Gene: nr5a5
Product: nuclear receptor subfamily 5, group A, member 5
Exons: 7
Coding region: 1-1632 (543 amino acids)
Biological process (GO): tissue development; hormone-mediated signaling pathway; regulation of transcription by RNA polymerase II
Cellular component (GO): RNA polymerase II transcription regulator complex
Molecular function (GO): zinc ion binding; nuclear receptor activity; RNA polymerase II cis-regulatory region sequence-specific DNA binding
Source: RefSeq, a predicted model, not a curated record